Oikopleura dioica is the source of this 2433-nucleotide messenger RNA. The record is from the annotation of a GenBank genome assembly. Lineage: Eukaryota; Metazoa; Chordata; Appendicularia; Copelata; Oikopleuridae.
AUGAGGAAGAAAGACUACGUGGAGCUUUUGUCCAAGGAGUUGUAUCACUGUCGAAGGUGCAAAAAGGCGCUGGAGUUGAUUGAAAAUGGAGCGACGAAUCAGUAUCAGGAUGCGAACGGAUUUACGGCUAUGUACUGGUUCUGUACUAAAGCUGAUUGCCUCCCGGUUGUCAAAGCUUUGCUAUCAAGAUUUCCCGCAGAAAUCGAUACAACUAAUCGUUGGGACAAAACUCCACUUUUUGCUGCUUAUAAUACCAAUAAUCGUCUUUGUUGGCAGUUUUUAGUCCGCCAGAAAGCCAAGAGAAGAGAUCUUGCCCAACUUGCCAGCAUCGAUUUCGACAAAAUAUACAAAGCCACGAUUCGUCGAAAGUUUAUAGAGCUCGACAGAUUUCUUCGAAAAAAGAAAAUCACGACUCUUACUGACAUGGAAAACCCAGUCCAGUUUUGGCUGCAGAAUCAUCGACUUCUUGGGUCAGAUUAUUUAGACACGAUUUCAAAGUCAUCCCCAGUUCUAUUUAAAAAGUCGCUGCGAAAUCUUGGUCGAUUGAAGACCACUCAAAAUCUAGAUUUAGAAGCACUCAAAACGCUCGACAAGCAUCUUAAAUGUUCUGAUACUUUGAUCGACGGUUUGCAAAACCCUAUUGUUUGGUGGAUUAGGCAAGAAGGCUCUCUUGGCUUGGAAGUGCUUGAAAAGAUCAGAAAACGGAAAAACUUUGAUGAAAUUCUCCAAAAAGACGUUGCAACAAUAGUCUCUGAAGGAUUGAAUGAUCUGUUUGUCGUAAACGGGCUGCUCGAAUUGAUCAAGUUCUUUGAAAAUGAAGACAACGCUCCUCAGGAAAACCUUGAUUCCGGAGUAAUUGACCCGGAUGGACAUCUUCAAAUAAUCUUCUCAGAACUUCAACAUCUUCAACGGCCACUUUUCGUCUGGUCGACUAAAGCGGCAAUCAUCGGUCCAGCAGGUCUUCAACUUCUUUCAAAAUCAUUCGACUUCGAGGAUCUUCUUAAAAACGAACUAUCGACGAUUCUUGAAGAAAUGUCUGAAGAACAUAUAUUUGGCUUGAAUUUGAUUCAGCGGUAUUGCUCUGACAAUGAUAUCGAGCUGAAAGUGGCGUUGCCAAAAGAUAUUCUCGACAAAUGGAUGAAUGUAAAGGACGAAGACAAUUUUCUCCUGGAAAUGAUCAUUGAUUCCGCGGACUCAGUUGAAAUCCUCCUACGAUCAUUGUUUGACAUCAUCUGCGAUCAUGAAGAUUUCGAAGAGCUCUACCCGAAGUUAGAUAAACUUGGAACUUAUCUGCAGCUAAAAGAGUUCGAAUUUGCAAAUCCGAUCCGUUGGUGGGUCCUCGAAGAAGGCAAAGCUGGAGGCGAGCUACUGACAGCUCUGAUCAAAAAAGACUUUGAAGAAGUAAUCGUUGAGGACUUCGCAAUGAUGGCUUAUUUUAAAGAGUUCGCUCUUUAUGAUUCCGCAAAAGUUGGAGUUCUAUCACUCGCUUCUUAUGCUCUCAGUAAAAAUUUGGCACAAAGCGCCAACAAGGGAUUCGCUAAAAUUCUACCAAGCCCGCUUCAGUGGUGGUCUGAGCUUCCAUUUGGAGACUUCAUCGGCUCCGUUCGGCUACUCAAAUCGUCUGAGAAAGUGUCGAUCGUGAUGGAAGACAUGGAAGACUACCAACUCGAGAAGAAUCCAAUUUUUACGAACGGAAAUCAAUUUCUCGAUGUUCUUUUCUCAGACUUUUGCGGGUCUCCGAUUACUAGUGUUCUUCUAGAGCUCAGUAAGAUCGAGAAGAAGUAUCAACGGCAAAUCUGUGACUAUAUCAAUCAGUCUGAAAGAAAAUUCUCAAAAUGCGAUCAUUCGCUUGUUUUCUGGCUUCUUCUAUCGGAUAAAUUUUGUCCAGAUGUUCUUGAGCUUUUUUAUGGCGGAGUCGACCAGAUCACUUCUGUUCUUCGAGAACUUCACGAAUUAAAGCUUUUAGACAGCGAGCUUACAGAUGGACUUUAUCAACUGAUGAUAGCUAAAGAAGAUGACUUCAAAACUGUAUUUAGUAAAAUAGAAAACCCAUUGCUUCUUUGGUUUACACAUGGAAAAUCAUCCCCGGAGAAAAGCAUGAAAAUCUUCAUGAACACCGUUGAAAACCCUGAAGAAUCAAUUUGCCAAGAAAUCAAAGCUCUUCGUGAUAGUUACGUCCUCAACAAUUAUUCAGAAGAAAUCACUCUCUUCGUAAAAAUAUUGAUGCUGUUCCCUGAGCACUCUCAUUUAGCGAAAAUUAUAAUCGACAAUCUCGGGAAUCCCCUCAUUUGGUGGUACAAAUUCUCCAAUGACGAGGAUUUUGUCGACACAAUAUCGAAAAUGGACGAUUUCGUCGAUUACUUCAAAGACUUUCUUUUAGAAAACUUCCCAGAGCCUGAAAAAGCGUACUUAGCCAUAAGCUCGGGGUUCUGA